Messenger RNA from Dovyalis caffra, 633 nucleotides. NCBI's taxonomy places the organism in Eukaryota, Viridiplantae, Streptophyta, Magnoliopsida, Malpighiales, Salicaceae. The record is from the annotation of a GenBank genome assembly.
AUGAGCCCAACUACAUCUCGAACUAAUUGCCUAGUUGGAUCAUCCGACGGUACAUGGCAUGAUGAAGGACGAAACAAGCGGAGUGGGUGGCUUGGAAUUCGGUGGCUUGUCAAGAUAUUCAACUACAAGAAUCCCAAAUCCAAGGCUCAUAAUGGUGCUUGGAUGAUGCACGAAUACAACCUCGUCGCUAAUGAUAUUAAGCAACCUAAGAGGAAGAGGCGGUUGGAUGAUGAAGAAGAAGGUGAUGAUGGUAUGGAUAAAAAUAGCAAGCGCUCCAUGGGUGAUCAGCUAGCAAUAUCAACCAUAGCACGUUUCGUGAAUGCGACCACAAACAACAACGGUGAUGAGCAUCGGUCAUUGGAUGGCGCCGAUGCACCCGAAGAUCAACCGUUGCUUACCGAUGAUGCUUAUUCCUUCGGAGCCGAUGACAUUCUAUCAACCGAGCCUUUUGAUUCUAAUGGUGCUCUUCGACAACGUCGGAUAGUUGGUAAUGGAGAAGAAAUGGCUCUUGAUAAUGAUUAUUUCCAUUCCGUUGUUCAAGAGCUUUUAUGCGAAGAAGCAAUCGCCUCUUGUAACUCGGAGAUGAGACUUCAAAGUGUUGACUCAUUAGGUUUUGUAGAAUUGGUUGAUUAA